GCAACCACCCUUUAAUUUAACCUACUUGGCCUUAGCUUCUCUUCUUUUUCUUUCUUUCUUUCAUCUUAUUACAUGGCACCAUCAUCAGCAUCAGGUUCUUCAACAGAUCAAACAAUCACAGUUGAAAAAAGUAUUUCAAGAACAAGAUUUGCAGAGCUGGGAAUUAAUUCAUGGCCCAAAUGGGCUUGUCCUCCUGGGAAGUACAAGCUGAAAUACAAUUCACAACAGACAUGCCAUUUGGUGAGAGGGAAAGUGAAGGUUUAUUCCGAGGACUCGUCUUCUCCGGCGGUGGAGUUUUGUGCCGGCGACCUUGUCACCAUUCCCAGUGGACUCAGUUGCACUUGGGAUGUAAUGGCUUCGGUGGACAUGCAUUACAAAUUUGAGCCCUCUCCUGCACCUUCAUCUCCUCCUCAUUCUUGAUCUCAUGAGAUGAAUGCAUGGAAGAAAAGAACCUCUAAAUAUAUGUUUGUUUAA
Messenger RNA from Arachis ipaensis, 474 nucleotides. RefSeq lists its product as uncharacterized. The record is from RefSeq and is a predicted model, not a curated record. NCBI's taxonomy places the organism in Eukaryota, Viridiplantae, Streptophyta, Magnoliopsida, Fabales, Fabaceae.